Molecule: messenger RNA, 197 nt
Organism: Symbiodinium sp. CCMP2456
Lineage: Eukaryota; Dinophyceae; Suessiales; Symbiodiniaceae
Source: the annotation of a GenBank genome assembly
AUGGAUGACGAGUUGUAUCGGGAGGACGAUGUGGACGACCUCGAAGAUGCUGACGAGGCAGAUGGAUUUGAAGAGUCUGAGGAGGAAGAGGACUUCAACGAGGAUGUGGAGGAGGAGGAACGCAGUGAAAACGAGGCGGAGGCCAAAGAUCUCGAGCAUGAGGACGAAGAUGCCUCAGUGUCCUCCAUUUCCAAUGA